AUGUCGCCAAACAGUACGACAGCCACUAUCAGAGCGCCGUCGCAACCUUUCCGCCUCCUGGAUCUCCCCGACGAGCUCUGGGUCCGCAUUGGCAUCAUGAUCAUCGAGGACUCCCCUUUGAAUCGCGCCGGCAGCUACCCACAUUACCGGCUGAUGAAGCCUCCCGCCAUCCUUCAAACCUGCUCAGCGCUGAGGAAAGAACUUCGAGCCGUGUACUUCGAGACUAAAGUCGCCAUCACUCCAGAGUCACGCUUCGAUCUGCUGUGCCAUCGUCACAUCUUGGGAGAGUUCUUGCGCACCAUAGGCGCAGAGGCACGGCGACAGAUGGAGGUCAAGUUUGACGGUGGCUGGACGGUGCCUACAAAGGAGCCUCCCCGAUUUCCACGGAGGGAGCUGAGUGUUCUGCGGAGAGCGUUGUGGGGAGUUGAGUUCAAGCUGGAGGGGAAGUGGAUCAUGCGCGAUUGGCACUGGAGAUGUUCGACGGGAUACUUCCCAAAUAUCACCGCUGUUCACUUCAUCAACAUGGCUCACGACGAAGCCAGCUCGAAGGUCACUCCAGACAUGGAGAGUGCGAAGGCUUCAGCACAUCUCAAGUCUCCCGAGACAGCGAUCAUCAUAUCGGACAGUCCGCCAGCCGCGGAUGAAGCGCAGCAGCAGCAACGACCCUUCCGCCUUCUCGACUUACCCGAUGAGCUUUGGGCGAAGAUUGGCAGGAUGGUGAUCGACGAUGCGCCUAAGAUAACUCUUCGGGGAAAGAGAGUCGAGUUCCAAUCGCCCUGGUCCAUCGCCUGGGGUCGAAAAACGUGGGAUUUGGAAAAAUGCGACCUCAAUCCACCGGGCAUCCUCCAAACCUGCUCGGCGUUGAGGAGGGAGUUAAGAGCGGACUAUUACCGUCAGAAGAUGGUCAUCUAUGUUGCCGCGUAUCAUGCGCGCCGCGAGAACAUUGAGAUUAUCGGACGCUUCCUCCGCGCAAUAGGACCUGAUGCUCGAAAACACAUUCAAGGAUCCUAUGGCGAGUUUUUAGUGAGGGGAGUACAUGAAGGUCCGCGGCAGCCUCGGCUGAAUGACCUCAGCCACUGGAAGGUCGAGUUCAUGUUGACACUGGAGGUUCCCUCGUCAUCAACGGAGAGGAUCGACUGGAAGAUCGACUUCCUUUAG
Messenger RNA from Zymoseptoria tritici IPO323, 1158 nucleotides. RefSeq lists its product as uncharacterized. NCBI's taxonomy places the organism in Eukaryota, Fungi, Ascomycota, Dothideomycetes, Mycosphaerellales, Mycosphaerellaceae. The transcript has 4 exons. The coding region runs from base 1 to 1158 and encodes 385 amino acids. The record is from RefSeq and is a predicted model, not a curated record.